This is a messenger RNA of Penicillium cinerascens, 261 nucleotides long. RefSeq lists its product as uncharacterized. The transcript has 2 exons. NCBI's taxonomy places the organism in Eukaryota, Fungi, Ascomycota, Eurotiomycetes, Eurotiales, Aspergillaceae. The record is from RefSeq and is a predicted model, not a curated record. The coding region runs from base 1 to 261 and encodes 86 amino acids.
AUGACUUUGGCCCCCACUUUCCGGGAAAACGUAAAUCCUUCACAACAUCUAGUUCUCUUCUUCACUAUCCUUCUCUUCUUCACCAUCCUUCUCUUCUUCACCAUCCUUCUCUUCUUCACCAUCCUUCUCUUCUUCACCAUCCUUCUCUUCUUCACCAUCCUUCUCUUCUUCACCAUCCUUCUCUUCUUCACCAUCCUUCUCUUCUUCACCAUCCUCUCUACCAUCUCCACCAUCUCCACCAUCUCCAAAACCAUCCUCUGA